AUGGUGUUUAUUCAAAUUACUAACCCAAGGGCUUUCUGUUGCGGAAGGAUCCGUAUUUUGAGGUUGAAGUGUCUGAAAACACUUGAUGUGUCUGGAUGCUCGAAACUUAAAAAUUUACCAGAUGACUUGGGACUUUUAGUUGGUUUAGAGGACCUCCAUUGCACUGGCACAACCAUCCGAACAAUUCCGUCCUGUAUUUCUCUUCUAAAAAACCUUAAGCACUUAUCUCUCCGUGGAUGUAAUGCUUUGGGCUCACAAGUAAGUAGCUUAAACCAUGGCCAGAAGUCUAUGAGUGUAAAUUUUCAUAAUUUAUCGGGUCUUUGUUCAUUGACCAUGCUGGAUCUUAGUGACUGCAACAUUUCGGACGGAGGCAUUUUAUCUAAUCUUGGGUUCUUACCGUCCUUGGAGGGAUUGAAUCUCGAUGGAGGCUUGAGAGUUUUCCUGAACUUCCUCCAAGUAUACAAGAGCUAUAUGCUUAUGAAUGCACAUCUUUGGAGUGCAUUGAUCAAGUAACCAACAUCCAAUACUGCAUGU
Molecule: messenger RNA, 534 nt
Organism: Lycium ferocissimum
Lineage: Eukaryota; Viridiplantae; Streptophyta; Magnoliopsida; Solanales; Solanaceae
Product: TMV resistance protein N-like
Exons: 3
Coding region: 1-513 (170 amino acids)
Molecular function (GO): protein binding
Source: RefSeq, a predicted model, not a curated record